GCAUACUAGUGGUUAUAGAAGGGUUUUGUAACACAUUGGGAGUGUCCUCCUAAACAAGAACUGCAUGAUAAGAGAACCCGAUCCUUGAGAGAAACAUUGUAUCUUCGUUUUUCAGAAUAUUUUAGAAAGGUGGUGUCAGGCCACCAUUUAAUUUGUUCAUUUCACCUUUCCCGAACCGUAGCCGACCAAGCUCCGUGUAACAUCCUCGAACAAUCGCACUCAUCUAUCUAACAGGUAAGCAGACAUGUCGUGGCUGCCUAUGCUUGGUUUGACUGCCCUGCCUCAUCUAGGGGGGCUCUAUGGAGGCUACGUGACACGCAAGCAGGUGAAAACCUGGUACACCACUCUCAACAAGCCGUCAUGGCGUCCAACUAAUGCUGUGUUCCCAAUAGUGUGGACCACCCUCUACACAGGCAUGGGGUAUGGCUCCUACCUGGUGUGGAAGGAGUGUGGGGGUUUCACUGAGGAUGCUGUGGUACCUUUGGGAUUCUAUGGGUUGCAGCUGGCUCUCAACUGGGCCUGGACUCCGAUCUUCUUUGGAGCACACAAGUUGAAAAUGGCACUCAUAGAGAUAGUGAUGUUGACUGGUGCUGUUGGAGCCACCAUGGUAUCCUGGUAUCCCGUCAAUCGCACGGCCAGCCUGCUCCUGACACCCUACCUUGCAUGGCUGUGCCUGGCCACCUCCCUUAACUACUGCAUAUGGAGAGAUAACCCGGAUGAGGGUGAAAAGGAGGAGUAGGCAACACUAUUUUCUGUACUUGGUUCCAGCUCCAUCCAUUGGCCAAACAAUUUGUAUAAUGAUGUGCUACUGCAUUUUUGCUUUUUUACAUAAAAUAAAGUUCUCUCAUAACCUAAUCGCCAAUGAAGAAAUUGGGGCUUGGCUUUUGCAAGAUUUAAGAAAUGUUUUUCAAUGCCCUUUAAUUUAUUUCAAUAUAUCUGUUUAAGAAACUUACCAUGGCUUUGUAUUAUACCGAUAUUUCAAGGAAAGUACAUGCCAGCAAAGCCUUAAGUAUAUCAGAUUUGAUUUACAUUUGCCUAUUAUGUUGUUCAUAUUAAAAAAUGGAAUACUU
Oncorhynchus masou masou (cherry salmon) is the source of this 1070-nucleotide messenger RNA. RefSeq names its product translocator protein (gene tspo). The coding region runs from base 245 to 739 and encodes 164 amino acids. Lineage: Eukaryota; Metazoa; Chordata; Actinopteri; Salmoniformes; Salmonidae. Gene Ontology annotation, cellular component: mitochondrial outer membrane. The record is from RefSeq and is a predicted model, not a curated record. The transcript has 4 exons.